Molecule: messenger RNA, 1591 nt
Organism: Aspergillus homomorphus CBS 101889
Lineage: Eukaryota; Fungi; Ascomycota; Eurotiomycetes; Eurotiales; Aspergillaceae
Product: FluC/FEX family fluoride channel
Exons: 2
Coding region: 225-1439 (404 amino acids)
Biological process (GO): fluoride transmembrane transport
Cellular component (GO): membrane
Molecular function (GO): fluoride transmembrane transporter activity
Source: RefSeq, a predicted model, not a curated record
UCCUGCUUCACUCCUCCCUGCUGACAACAAUCACUCUUAUCUUCUUUGCUCCUGGUUGGACUGUUAUCGAUCUCCAGAUCCGGCCAGCGAACCAGAAUGCGCCCUUCGCUCCACUGACCCACACGGACUUCUCUCCGACUUGGACUUGUUUUGCGACAGAGUGACAGACGUCUAACCACCACAAUGGCCUCACAACCACAGCCACAACCACCAUAUCCGCAACAAUGACAGUCCCCGACCCAGAAAACCACGCCCUAACCGACAUCAGCGCACCACCACCAACAACCGAAUAUGCCUCGCAGCGUCAAUCCUGGUCUCUGGAGGAGGGCAGCAGCCGCGCGCCGCAUGCGCACGAAAAGCCGCCCGAAGAACCAUACGCACCACCACCCAGCGCACCGACAUCCCAAAGGAGAAAAGCCCUCUACACCCACUCCUACCUAGUCUUCUUCUCCAUCUUCGGCACCCUAGCCCGCCUAGGCCUACAAUCCCUAACCGACUACCCGGGCGCACCGAUCAGCACCAGCGUGCUGUGGGCCAACGUCGCGGGCACACUGAUAAUGGGCUUCCUGCUCGAAGACCAAACGUUCUUCACGCGCCACAGACCAGAGAACCACAAGGCCGUGAAGAAGACCAUCCCGCUAUACAUCGGGCUGACGACAGGGUUCUGCGGCAGCUUCACCUCCUUCUCGUCGUUCAUCCGCGACACCUUCCUUGCGCUCACCAACUCGCUGCCCUCGCCGUACCUGACCGCAGGCACCCCGACCCCCAGCCGCAACGGCGGCUACAGCUUCAUGGCGGUGCUAGCCGUGAUAAUUAGCACAGUAGCCCUGAGCAUCUCGGCGCUGCUGUUCGGCUCGCACCUCGCCCUCCUCGCCAACCAAACCCCCUCCCUCUUCCGGUUUACCGCCGUGCGCAUUCCCCUGGACCCCAUCUUCAUCCUCCUCGGCUGGGGAGCCUGGCUCGGCGCGAUCCUCCUCGCGAUCUUCCCACCCCACGACCACUGGCGCAGCGACGCGGUCUUCGCGAUAGUCUUCGCCCCGCUCGGCUGUCUCCUGAGGUAUCACCUAUCGCUGUGGCUAAACGCCCGGCUUCCGCGGUUCCCGUUAGGAACCUUCACGGUGAAUAUGCUGGGCACGAUCGUGCUGGCGAUGUGCUUCGAUCUGCAGCGCGUGGAGGGCGUCGGGGCGGCGGCGGCGACGACGGCCACCGUGAGCGCCGGGAUAAGGGUCAGCUGCCAGGUGCUGCAGGGCGUCAUGGAUGGGUUCUGCGGUGCUGCUACGACGAUCAGUACGUGGGUUGCGGAGUUGAAUGGUCUGGCGCGGCGGCGUGAUGCGUAUCUCUACGGUGUGGUUAGUGUGGCGGUUGCGUUGGGGUUCUUUGUUGUGAUUGCUGGCUCGUUGGCUUGGACGCGCGGGUUCGUGGAUCCUGUUUGUACGUAGGCUCGCUCUUUAGCUGUCCGUUUGGCUGUGAGAGUCAUUGAUUUCGGGUUGGUGUGGCCGUGUAUAGGUAAUUAGAUGGAUUGAUAGAUGAUAGAUAGAUAGAUGGUAUACACUAGUGUCUAUAUGUCCGAAGCGGAUAGCAAACAAUCAAG